AUGCGCCUUGAGGAAGAGGACUCCAGCGCGAAAAGAGGGUUGGACUGGAUGGCCCCUGGAGUGUCUUCCAACUCUAGUUGGCGCCGGGGGGUUCGGAGCUACCCACAUUUGCAGGGUGACGUGCGCUGGAGACGGCUGUACUCCGCCAACCACUUCUUCCUGCGCAUCGACGGUGAUGGAAAAGUGGAUGGCACCCGACAGAAGGAGAAUCCCAACAAUAUCAUGGAAAUCCGCUCUGUGAACGUCGGCACCGUGGCCGUCCGCGCCAUCCACAGUGGCUACUACCUGGCCAUGGAUGGCAACGGGAGGAUCUACGGAACGAAGGCCUAUGGCCCCGACUGCAAGUUCCAGGAGCGCAUCGAGGAGAACGGCUACAAUACCUAUGCCUCCCUGCUCUGGCGCCACCGCGGCCGGCCUAUGUUUCUCUCCCUCAACGCCCGGGGCUCCCCUCGCUGGGGGACCAAGACUCGGAGGCAGCAGCCCUCGGCCCACUUCUUGCCCCUUCUUGUCUUCUGAGAGGAAGAACAUACUAAGAAUGAGAGCUGGCCAUCUGUCGGGACGGCUUCGAUUGU
Molecule: messenger RNA, 572 nt
Organism: Anolis sagrei ordinatus
Lineage: Eukaryota; Metazoa; Chordata; Lepidosauria; Squamata; Anolidae
Source: RefSeq, a predicted model, not a curated record